GUUUUGAGUGACCUUGAGAAUAAUAGCCAAUCACAAGACACCUAGUAUAACGUAGAAAUAUAUUAGAAGAAACUAAUGGAUUACAGUGAAUAUACUUAUUUCACGUGAUUUAAAAACUUAUCAAGUUUGUAGAUAAUUUCGAGAUGAAAUUCCGUUGGAAAGAACAAAGUAAAUAUGUUGCUGAAUAUCACACUGAUACAGUUGAGUUUUGCUCAGAUGGAUCAAUGGCUCUCUGUGGCAGUUAUGAACUAAACAGUGAGACUCAAGAGCGUUUCGGUGGCUUACUGUUAUUCAGUCGAGUUUCAACUGAUUAUCAGUAUGUUUUAUCGAGUAAUAUAUCGUGUUCUGGUGUAUUAGAUAUAAGUUGGCUAAAUGGUAAUGUCGCAAUUGGUGCAUUGGCAAAUGGCUCAACAAAACUAUGGAACUGUUCUAAUGAUAGUCCCUCUCUAAUUGAAUUAAUGGAUUUUCCAGUAUCUGAUCAUAUUCUACUGUCUGUCGAUACGUGUUCGGAUAGAUUUGUUUUCAGUGAUUCAGGUGGGAAUAUUAGUGUGUGGAAGAUCGACACAUCAUCCUGUUUAAAUCCUCGAUCAAUUAAUAAGUGGCCUGGGCAUGAAUUUGAAGCUUGGUGUGCAUGUUUAAAUAAAUGGAACAGUGAAAUAGUCUUCACAGGUAGUGAUGAUUCAAAAUGUUGUGUUUGGGAUCUACGUGAAGGAUGUAAAAAGCCGUUGAAUAUCAUCAGACAUAGUGUGGGUGUUUGCAGCAUUCAAAAUUGUCCUGACGUAGAUUAUUACAUUUCUACCGGAAGUUACGAUGAUACUUUGUAUUUGUGGGAUUUACGUAUGAUUCAUUCUUCUGACAAGGUCAUCAAUACUACCACUAUUCCUUUACAGAAAUGUCAGUUCGCUGGUGGAGUUUGGCGUCAUAAAUGGGGUCCACAAAAUUAUGUUAUAGUCAGUGCAAUACAUGAUGGUUUCGCUGUUGCACACCUACCAUUACGGUCACCUUUUAAUCACAAAGCAGAAGAUGAAGAGGAUUCUGUAUAUAAAUUUCGUUUGACUAAUAAACAAUUAGCCUAUGGUAUUGACUGGUCAUUCAAUCAUGAAAUUAAUCAGUUGAAAAGUGAUUUUAUGCAAUCAACCGUAGUUUCUUGUUCAUUUUAUGACAAUACUAUAGAAUUCGGUGAACUUAUUAUUAGGUUAUAAAUUAGUAAUAUUUAUCUAAACUCAGUCAAAUAUUGUGUUUGUGUACAAAGUAAACUGAUAGCUGGGUAUUUGCAUUUAUAUUUCAUAUUAUUCUUUAUGUAUGGCUAUUUCUUCCUGUUAAUUAAUUGUUUUUUGUUCUGAUCUUAUUAUACCAAAAGGUAUUUUAAUUUGAAAGUGUUGGAUGACUCCAGAUUUUAUGUGAAGUAUAAAUGAUAUUUCAUAAGAAUUUAGUGAGUAAUGGGCUUGGCAAUUCUUGAAAUAAUCGGGACGAAUUUUAGCUCGUUUCUGGCUAAUCAGCUAACAUUU
Messenger RNA from Schistosoma spindalis, 1508 nucleotides. The record is from the annotation of a GenBank genome assembly. NCBI's taxonomy places the organism in Eukaryota, Metazoa, Platyhelminthes, Trematoda, Strigeidida, Schistosomatidae.